Messenger RNA from Durusdinium trenchii, 2097 nucleotides. Lineage: Eukaryota; Dinophyceae; Suessiales; Symbiodiniaceae. The record is from the annotation of a GenBank genome assembly.
AUGGACCAUGGCCACCACAUCUGCGGCCUCCCUGGCCUCGAAAAAAGCACGACCACGUGGCCGCAAGCGGCGGCGCACCGGUGGCGCUUCGAGGUACCUGGCGAAGAGUCGCAGCGGCGCCCUCAAGGAGCGCCUGCAGGAGGCCGCGGUGAAGGCCUUCGGCGAGGCGAAGCAGUUGGCGCAGCGCGCCACGUCGCGUGGCUCGCCACGCCGGUUUUGGACAGUGAUGUGGAGGUCGCCGCAGCCAACGCCGCACUGGCCGAGAGGCACCUGGCCGCGAGUCGUUGGAACGCGCAGGGCAUCGAGUUGGAUCGGCAGCACCGUUGGGAGGAGGCUGCUGAUGUCUUCCGCAGAGCAAUGCAGGUCUUGCCGGAGUUCGAUGCACGGACCGCCAACAACCUGGGCACAGUGAUCUACAAGAACGCCACGUAUCGCUCCAGCGGCUGGGACCAGGCGAUGCCCUUGUACCAAGCUGCGCAGGAGCUCUUCGAACGAGCGCUCAAGAAGCUCCCAGGGAAUCCGGCCAUUUUGAAGAGUCUCAAGGAGGUGAAACGGCUACAGCUCUUGGUCCAGGAGUGGCGCCGCGACGCCCAUCGACUGGACCUGCCGGUGCCCACUUGGUUGAAAUCAGCUGCAGUGAACGAGACGCUGAUCUGCACGUGGUCGGGCGGGGGGCGGCGCUUUGCGCAGAUGGCCAUCAAUCUCUACACGUCCAUCAAAGUGAACGUGCCUCAUCUGGCGAAGGCCUUCGCGGUCUUGGCGCUGGAUACGGAGACCGAAGAGGUCUUGCGUUGGCACGGCCUCACCACGUGGCUCUACGAGACGGUGGACAUUUUCAUGGCACGCUGGCGUUGCUUAGCCGGUUUGCUAAACUUGGGCCUCAACGUCCUGCUGACGGACACGGAUGUGGUGUUCUUGUCGGAUCCAUUUCCGCACUUUUGGAUGGAUGCUGACAUGGAGGUCAUGACGGAUCACCUCUUUCCGGAAAGGGAUCUCUGGGAUCCACGAUGGAGAGACGAGGAGCACGUGAACACGGGCUUCAUGUUUGCCCGAGCAUCCCAUCGAUCGCUUCAGCUGGUUCAUGACUUCAUCCGUGCUCAUCAUUCACCCUGGGAUGCACAGACCUUGGGCGGCGGCAUCUUCGACCUCUUUGACCAGCGGAUCUUCAGCAGCUUCCUCCGAAGGCGUCUUGAAAGCGGAGAAUGCGUUUCGCACAUGGAGAACCUGACUUACGGCUCCAGGUGGCGAAGCCCUUCCGGCCAAUCGGGCGAGUGGUCCGAAAACCCCUCCAUCCGAGUGCUUCAUCCGGACGUCAUCGCCCACGGUGGAAGCUUCUUCUGGCUCCGCUCGUGGCGUCGGCGGCACCUCGAAGCUCCUCCUGUGGCGCAUGCAAACUUUGGCCGAAACAAGCAGUACUUCUUGCGCGAUCGAGGCCUUUGGUUCAUCGAGAAUCUCACGGAGCGGUUUCGGGAGCCCGUGCAGUAUGACGAGUACUACCCACCAGCUCUUCUUCCAGAAGAGCAAGACGAGACCAUCCGUGUCGAUGACGAGAACGACACGUGGCGGUUCCUGCUUUACGAACCACGUGGCACCUCCACGUGUUCGACGUGGAAUCUUGAUCCAUUGGCUUGUCAGUUCCUCGACUUGGCGGCGGCCCUCGAAGUGGCCGUCCUCCUGAAGCGUCGCCUCGUUUUGCCGGACGCCUUCGAUUGCAGCUUGCUGCCGAUGUGGGACGCCUACGGCAUGUCGUCCACCUUCCAAACUCCGCACGAAGGGUGCACCUUCGAUUACUUUGCCGACGCCGAAGGUUUCACGAAGCGCUUUGGGCAUUUGCUGGUGGAAGCUGGGCUGAAGAAGAGUCCGGACUUCCUUCGGCUCCAAAAGGCCAGCGCACAUCUCGGACGGGCUUCGGAUUGUCAAGACCUCCCCUUAGCCAGAGCCUUUGGCCCAGCAGUUCUGGAGGUGCUGGACAACGUGGUGACACUGCGGGAUCACUUGCGGCAGCUGGACGGUCGAGGGCUUGAUCGUCAUUUGUUCCCCUGCCGAUGGGUUGAAAUGGACACUGAGAGCUAUGCCAGAAGAGCAGGAGGCUGGUGA